Molecule: messenger RNA, 849 nt
Organism: Aspergillus udagawae
Lineage: Eukaryota; Fungi; Ascomycota; Eurotiomycetes; Eurotiales; Aspergillaceae
Gene: pre8
Product: proteasome core particle subunit alpha 2
Exons: 5
Coding region: 1-849 (282 amino acids)
Biological process (GO): ubiquitin-dependent protein catabolic process
Cellular component (GO): proteasome core complex, alpha-subunit complex; proteasome core complex
Source: RefSeq, a predicted model, not a curated record
AUGGCUGAUCGCUACUCGUUCUCUUUGACCACCUUCUCCCCCAGUGGGAAGCUGGUACAAAUUGAAUAUGCCCUGAACGCUGUCAACCAAGGCGUAACUGCCCUCGGAAUCAAAGCGACAAAUGGAAUUGUUCUCGCUACCGAAAAGAAGUCGUCCUCCCCUCUCAUUGACCCUCCCUCCCUCUCCAAGAUUUCCCUCAUCACACCGGAUAUCGGUAUGGUCUAUGCUGGAAUGGGUCCGGACUACCGUGUGCUAGUCGACAAGGCUCGCAAGGUCUCUCACACUGGCUACAAGCGCAUCUAUAACGAGUACCCUCCAACUCGGAUACUGGUGCAAGACGUUGCACGUGUCGUGCAGGAAGCAACACAAUCUGGUGGUGUCCGACCAUACGGCGUUAGUUUGCUGAUCGCUGGCUGGGAUGAGGGUAUCGAGCCCGAAACAGGUGAAGCUCAACGCGGUGACGAGGAGGGUGACCUCAAGAAGGCUACAGUAGCUACUGGUAAAACUGGUGGUAUCCUGAAGGGUGGUCCCAGCUUGUACCAGGUCGACCCCAGCGGCAGUUACUAUCCCUGGAAGGCCACGGCCAUUGGAAAGCAUGCAACCAGCGCCAAGACCUUCCUGGAGAAGCGCUACACAGAGGGGCUGGAGCUUGAAGACGCCAUCCACAUCGCCCUCCUUACUCUGAAAGAGACUAUCGAGGGCGAGAUGAACGGAGACACAAUAGAAAUCGGCAUUGUUGGCCCUCCUGCGGAUCAUCUUCUGGGAUAUGAAGGCGUUGAAGGCGCCCAAGGCCCCCGCUUCAGGAAGUUGACCAAAGAGGAGAUUGAAGAUUAUCUCACCAAUCUAUGA